AUCAUGACCUAUUUCGACUCUCCACAAAAUUUCGUUCGUGGGCUCAAAGCGCCAGUCGACCCACCCAAGCAGGGAGACCCCGCCAAAAUCGAGAUCGCACUUGAAGCAUGGCAUACCCCAUCCUUCGUUGUACCUUCCAAAGCCGAAUACAUCAUCGAAUUUAUCCUCACCCGUCUCCUCAAAGACCGGAGUCAUGACCCACAUACCAACUCCAACCCAGUAGUCGAUGUUCGAUACUGGUCACUCUUAGCUGAUAUUCUAUAUCCUAUCAACGCCGCUUCCCCUCACGAAAACAUCAAGUUAUACAAAUCAUGGCUUUUACCUUUACUGAAUCGAACACCGUUCGCACCCAUCAUCGUUUCUCUCCUGGCGCUUUCAGUUUCCAAAGUUCUGGAUGAGGAGAAGAGGAGGAAGUUGUACCAGUCUUCAAACCGCGCAUUUGUGGUACUAUGGCCCCUUGCUGUCAGCAAGCUCACUGCGGACGCAUUGAUGGACUGUUUUGGAGCGCUUGUGGGCGUGUUAGCGAAGGAGAAGAGCACAAGUGAGGACUUGCAAGUCAUGGGCAGUAUGAUUGUUUCUGCAUUCCGGAGCUCAUUAGGAAACAUAUCGAGCAAACGGAAGCUUUACCAGACCUUUACCCAGUCUCACCUCGAAAGUUGGCUCUCUUCAGCUCUACAGCUAACAUCUAUCUCUAUCACUCGGGAAACAGAAGGAGCCACUUCCACAACGAAGCCGGAAUCCCUCUUCCGCGAGAUUUACACCGUCGGGACCGAUGUCCUUUUCAACCCUGACACCCUUCGCGCACAGUUUUCUGAAAGCUCGUCUUCGUCUUCGUCCUCGUCCUCCCCGUCAUUCUUCUCGCCAUUCCUUUCACUCUGCUCCUCGAAGGCCCAGCUAUCUCUCCCUUUACUCCCCCAUCUUCUUGAGUCCUUCGCAUCUGCGCUUCGCAAGUAUAGGACGACGUUAUUUGGAGCAGGAGAGGCUGGCGUGACAGACGUCAGGAGCAAGGCGUUCGGCUUUUUUGAAGCCUGUGAGGGUGCUCUGAAGGAAGUGGAGAAGCGUGCAAAUAAGGUCGAAGCGGUGCUGGCGUGGCGUACGAGGGUGGAACUGUUGAAUGUCGUUGAGAGGGAGAGGUUAUUUGUGGGUGGGAUGGACGAGGCCGAGGUAUCACUGAAAAAACUCGUUGAAAAGGCUGUAGAAGUUAUUUCUACUUCAUAUGAAGAGAUAGGACUGCAUACGGGAGCCCUCGAAUCUCUAUGCGCCAUCUCUCGAAUCGACCGUGACCUAGUCGACUCCUCCGUCCCGUCCAUCCUGUCAUCCAUCAUCAUCCUUCCCCUGACCUCUCCCAACACCUCGGCGUCUCAAUUACCACAGUCUCUAUCCCUCGCCACAUCAACCCUUCUCUCCCUCAUCCUUAACUACCACACUCAAACACGUACUCUCCCGACCCACUUGGCCCGCCUCCUUGCCGCCCUCACUCCACCUUUCUCUACAUCCAUCAUUUCCCAAUCGGCUGAGCCAGAAAAUGUUUAUCAUGCUCUAUCAAUGAGCCCCAGUCUCUCGCGCGAUCACCUCUCCAAACUGUCAAGAGCAUGCAGAACGUUCAUAACCCCUGGCCAAGCUCUCAGCACCGCAGAAGAAGUAUUAGGGUCUUUGGAAGGAGCAUGGGAUAGUUUCGUGAAGGCUGCGGAAUCGAGUUCGGGAACAGAGAAAAAGAAAAAGAAGAGGAGAAAAUCCGAGAACCUGGACGAAGACGAUGCCAUGGAUGUGGACGACCUUGCAGGUAGUGGAAGUGAAGAGUGGGGAAGUAAGGAGGCGUGGGCGAUUGGCUUUGCUUUGGAGGGGAGGAUUGUAGAAUCUGUUCUCCUCUUGUUGCCCAUGCGGAACGUCCCGGAGGACGUAGCGGAGACGAUUAGAACGGUCGUAAGGAAAAGUACAGGAGGGUUCAUGAGGGAUGCGAUUCGAGGUGGUGUGGGUGCAGGGCAGGAUGCGGAAAAGAUCGACGUAGACGGAGAAGAGGGAGGGAAGAAGAGGAAGCGGAAGAGAGUUGUUGGUCAGGAAGGUGGGAUAAAAUCGGGGUGGGCAGGGCAGGUCGUUGCAGCGGCCAGCUUGAGAUUAACUUAUGCAGUUGAGGGCGUUGCGGAUCUUGUGGUCAACCCCGGGCGCGAGCGUGACGAAGAGAAUCUGGUUGAGGAUGCGGCCCUUGAAAGUGCGAUGCUGAACACGGUAGGGGACGAUGGAUCGUUACCAGAGUUGAGGCUCGAACUAUUCCGUACCCUGUUCAAACGAGCAUCACACCCAGCCUUUGCUCACCGCUCGCCCCUCAUUGAACAUGCUCUGACUCAACUUGAACGGAUCAUCUACCAAUCGACACCAAGUCGCACGCAAUGGUCCGGAAGAUCCUCACAAUUGAGUCACGGAGAUGAGGGUGCCUCUUUGGCUGCCAUUGGUCUCUUACGAUUGGUGAUGGACCGAUUUUUGGACAUCUUCGAUGUCUACGCAUCCACGGAGCAACGCGAGAAGCUCGUCAACAUUCUCUUCACCAUCAGCGGUACGAAAUCCCAGACGAGCGUGGCGCCGGCGCCACACGGACCAGGACUGACGCCCGCGGGAGUUUUGACGGAAACCCUUCGCUCUGCGGAUUUCUGGGAGAGGUCAAAUCUUCGAUCUGCGCUUUUGUCCACUCUAACGGCUAGGACAGCUUCCCUAGACUCUGUCGAUGUUUCACAGGUUCUCUCUCAUCACUCGUCAUCUUCUCAGUCAACCUCCAAGAAGUCUAAAAAAACAAAGUCAGCCUCUUUGACGGAAGAGCAGGUCAGGAAUGCUGCGAGCGCGUACUCAUUCCUUUUGUACGCGCCUAGCGAGUACGUCCCUCGGUCGGCGAGAAGUGAAUUGUUGAAGAGAGCUGUGGCCUUGGAUGGCGUUGUCAUGCUGACUCCGGCAGACGACAGUGAGGCUGGGGAUGCGAUCAUUGGCCGGGAGGUCUUACUGGCAUCGAUACGUACGUUUUUGUUGAGAUCGUUCGUUCAUGUUGGUGCCGCCGACCACCAGUUCCUCGGAGAAUAUUUGCGACAUCUUGUCAUGAGUCGCGGUGCGCUUUCCAAUGUGUCAACGCAUACCUUCGUUACUUUGGAUUUAAUUCAGAUUCAUCUCUUGACUGUCACUCGCAUGGCCGAAAAGGAGGAUGGAGGGAAGCAUUUGCUAGAUGUUAUCGAAUGCUGGACACGCAUACCGUUCCAUGACCAGUCAUCGAUUCAAAAAAAGAGUGCACUGGGCUUGAUUGCAAUGUUGCGGAGCGAUUUUACCUAUUCGAGCUUCCCAACAACUGUUCAGUCAGCACUUCAGAAGCUGUUGCACCAUAUUACAGAGGGUGUAAGGCCCGCUGUUGAAGAUGUCGUUGCGCAGAAGGUCUUCGAUGAGGAGACUUUGGAUGCUUGGUGUAAAUGUGUCCUGAUGGCGAAGUGGACGGGUAGUUCAGACGUACCUUCCCCUGGGCUUGGGAAAAAACUAGCCCAUAUCUUAUCCUCGAAGUCGUCUUCCGGAACUCAAUCCCAACCUAUGUCAAUCGUGACGUGUAAAGCGGUCUUUUCCGUGAUGCUGAGCGAACUUGACUGCUGCAUUGAGGAUAGGGAGUCUCAACUGGGGACCAUCGUCGCGGCCUAUGUGCUAUUCUCGAGACUCUGCGAACCCAAGGAACAAACACAGUUCGAUGAAGAUGUGGCGAGGACGUCUCGAGGGCUGUCUGUCCCUGAGUACUCGUUCGUAUUGGACCUCGUGUCCGAGUCUCUAGCACCAGGGACAUCGGAGCAAGAUCUCUCAUGCUUAGUCCAUCUGUCUACCUUGCUCCUGCAUGAGACUCCCGAAGGCACAAUGAAAGUGGUACAAUCCUACAUGACGAAAUGCCUCGAUACAUUCGUCAAUGACGAGAAGUUUUACUCUGGAUCACCAUCUCUUCGGCAUCAAGUCCUGACGCUGCUCAAUCGGCAAUGUUCUGAUAACCCUGCCUCGAUCCGCUCCUCAAACCUUCCCGCCAUCUGGACCCUCCUCUCCAAGUUCCUCUCCCCCAGCGCGUCAACGUCUUACCACGACCCCCAAACCCAUCCCGAAACGUUCCACCUCCUCACUUCAAUCAUUAGCGCCCUCAUUCGUCUCCGUCGUGAUCUUGUCCUCACAACACUUCCACAUCUCUGCCUUAUCCUCCGCCGACUCAUUUUCACCCUCCGCACACCUCGCCCUCAACUCGGCCGCAAGCAAUACUCCUUCGUCGUAUCUGGUCUUCCCCAAUGGAUCAAUCCAUCAGAUCGACCCCUCGGGCCCGAAGAGUCAAAAGCACUCGCGAGACUGCUCACCACACUCUCCACUAAAAGCGUCAUUCGCACCUACACCAAUAAUGCCACACAUGGGACUUCGGCGCCAUCGACAGAUACACAAAAGCCCGAAUCCCUUGCUCGUCCGCUGAGCAAACACGUUGCCUACGUCCUCCAAGCUUACAUCGAAGUCGUCAACGAUCCGCUAUGCGUGUUCUCUAGCGAGAUGAGGAAAGAGUUGAUGCCGGGCUUGUUCGUGCUCUGUGGGAUUAUGGGGGAGCAUGCGAGGGACGCGUUGAUGAUUUCGGCGCUGGAUGGGGGCGGCAAGAUGGUACUGAAGGGGGUUUGGAAAGAGUAUGAGAAGCAGAAGUACGUUGGCAAGGGGUGAGGGGAGAGGUAGUUUGUUGUUGUGGUUUGUAGAUACUGUACCAGACGGGGGACUCAGUCUGUCUGAAAAGCAUAUGGUUCC
Molecule: messenger RNA, 4776 nt
Organism: Stereum hirsutum FP-91666 SS1
Lineage: Eukaryota; Fungi; Basidiomycota; Agaricomycetes; Russulales; Stereaceae
Exons: 13
Coding region: 4-4695 (1563 amino acids)
Source: RefSeq, a predicted model, not a curated record